CCCCGCCCCUGGAGACGCGCCGCGGCGAAGGCCUCGCCCACUAGCGGAGUCUACAGCAAGGGGGCGGCCGGGCCCGCGGCCCCGCGGCCACCAUGAAGCUAACGCGAAAAAUGGUCCUGUCCCGAGCCAAAGCUUCGGAGCUGCACAGCGUGCGGAAGCUCAACUGCUGGGGCAGCCAGCUCACGGAUAUUUCCAUAUGCCGGGAGAUGCCCAGCCUGGAAGUGAUCACACUCAGCGUCAACAGCGUCUCCACCCUGGAACCUGUACGUGCCUGCCGACGCCUGAGUGAGCUGUACCUGAGGCGGAACCGUAUCCCCAGUCUAAAUGAGCUGUUCUACCUAAAGGAUCUACCACACCUCAGGGUGCUGUGGCUGGCCGAGAACCCGUGCUGCGGCACCAGCCCGCACCUUUACCGCAUGACGGUGCUGCGCAACCUACCCCACCUGCAGAAGCUCGACAACCAAGCUGUGACCGAGGAAGAGUUGACUCGCGCACUGAUGGAGGGAGAUGAGAUCACUGCUGCCCCAGGCAGAGAGGCCGCAGGCAAUGGCUGUCCCAAGCCCUCCUGCACCCUCAGCUCUGCCAGCUCUACAACUGAGACCAGCCAGGGCCUGCUGAGCUACACGGAGAAUACAGAAGUCCAGGGCCAGACUGCUGGAGACCAGUCUUCUUCCUUCUCACAGAGGGAUGCGUUGAGGAGUCACAAAAAUAGGAACAUCCUGACUGCCAUCUUGCUGCUGCUGCGGGAGCUGGACACGGAGGGGCUCGAGGCUGUCCAGCAGACUGUGGGCAGCCGGCUACAGGCGCUGCACAGGCUGGAGCCCCAGGAGGACAUGGAGUGACUUCCUGUGCCCCAGUAUCUGGACCCUGUUAUAUCCUGUGGAAUCACCGCUCCACCUGGAAAGCCUCCCUCUGGGUUCCCGACACCAGCCCAGUGCAGGAGCAGUGGCCGCCAGCUGGGCAGACCCCUCUCCGGUGCCUAGGGCUGGCAGAGCUGCUGCCCACCAGCAUGGUCCCUGAGACUUACCAGCUGAGGCCUGGAGGGUCUGGGCACUACCUGACCCUUCCUCAGGGGAAGACUGUACGAGCCAUACCCUCCAAUAAAGCACUUUGUUUGGGCUGGAA
Molecule: messenger RNA, 1125 nt
Organism: Peromyscus leucopus (white-footed mouse)
Lineage: Eukaryota; Metazoa; Chordata; Mammalia; Rodentia; Cricetidae
Gene: Cfap410
Product: cilia and flagella associated protein 410
Exons: 7
Coding region: 93-842 (249 amino acids)
Biological process (GO): cytoskeleton organization
Molecular function (GO): protein binding
Source: RefSeq, a predicted model, not a curated record